Elaeis guineensis (African oil palm) is the source of this 2273-nucleotide messenger RNA. RefSeq lists its product as uncharacterized. Lineage: Eukaryota; Viridiplantae; Streptophyta; Magnoliopsida; Arecales; Arecaceae. The record is from RefSeq and is a predicted model, not a curated record.
CCCCCCUCUGCCCUCGAAAAGGAAAGAGCGAGGGAGGAGACGAUACGCUCUCGCUUCCCUACCUCUCUCUCGGGUCCCUUCUUGCCUUUUGGUAGGGGCCCAAGCUCAAGCGAGUGUGGGCUAUUAUAAUUUCUUCUCCAACCAGCAAACCUGCCCAACUGUGGCCCUUGCUAUCACUGCUAUUUUAUUUUUAACCGUCUCUCUGGUCCUCGCCCUCUAACCCGUCCUUACCACCCGAUAUGGCGAAAAAUAUGGAGGACGUCGAGCUCUGGCUUCCGUCCGAGUUCCUCUGUGACGAUUUCUUCCUCGAAGGAGACAAGACCACAGAGGCGGAUGCGGAGGUUGCUGGGGCUUCUUUCUCCUCUGAGCUUUAUUCCGGCUCCGACUCGAAUCCGAGCUCUGUGGUGGAGUCUCCGACCCCAACCGUGACCGAGAGCGAGGAGGAGGGCUACAUGGCCUGUCUGACCCAAGAGAUGGCUCACUCCUUUCUCCAGGACGACGAGGGAUCCCCUCUUUUGCCCGGUGACAACGUAAAGACACGGGAAAUUAUGGCUGGUUCACCACAGUCUACUCUGAGCCCCUGGUCGGCAUCAGGGAAGGGGAAUCCCGUUGGCCCAUCUAUAGUCCCCUCCCCUUCGUUGACUCCAGUAGAGCAGGACGAGGAUCUGCUCUACGAUGCGGCGUUGCAGGUGAGGCGGCUGAGGCUCAAUGACCCCAGCAACAAGCACAACAUUCAGGACCGCGGGCUCUUGAGGAAGCCGCCUCCUCCGAUUUCCACCGCUUCCAACAAUCACAGCACCGGCUACCACGACGCACAUCUUACCCAACAGCAGUUACGGGCGGUUCAAUUUCAUCAUCUGAAGCAGCAGCAGUUAAUGAAGGGGAGGCAGAGCAGAGCGAGGGGCAGUGGCUGCGUCGGGGUUUAUGGUGAGGAAAGGCGGUACGGCGGGCCUCUUGGCUUGCCGUCUUCGGCAUGGCCGCCUCUUCAGAAGCCUCAGCUGCAACCCCCACCCGAUUCGGGGAUGAGAGCGGUUUUCCUGACCGGCGCCGGCGUUAGAAAGGAGUCCGCCGGCACGGGAGUUUUCUUGCCCCGAAGAGUCGGCGUUCCAACCGAGUCACGCGAGAAACCAGCUUGCUGGACCGUGCUUCUUCCGGCACGAGUGGGCCAGACUCUUAACUUGAAUCUGGAGGAAUUGGGGUCCCGGCAACGUUAUGCGGGUUCUUGAUCACGGCAAGACUCUUUCUUCAAAAAACUUGGAAUAUUUGUCAUGCAUAUUGAUUAUUUCCUGUCAUUUGGAGCACUGUACGUAUUUUGAUUUGAGGGGGAUCAUUCUUUGCUAGCAGUAGUCUCUUUUUAUUGCCUCAGAUGUUCUUUUGGGCCGAGCCAACACCGCCUUUUCCCAGCAGAAGCGCAACCAGUUCCGUCCCCAGCACCCGGUCGUUGCGAGCGAUGACAUCCGUCUCCCACAGGAAUGGACGUACUGACCCUCUCUCCAUUUCUAACCUCUUGCUUACCGAAUAGUGGUCUCCCAGCAAGUUGUGCUAGGUGUGGUAGGUAUUGGUAGCAAGUGAACCAAAAGUUAGAGGAAUACAGCAUCAAGUGAUGCUUUUAGUAGCGCCUAGCUGGGAAUACUGUUAUUGAAUUUGGGGAUGGAUCAUGGAAGUGCAGGGAAGACUGAGAUCUCAAGUAGUUAGUUUGCCUCGGUGUGGGGACUGGAAGGGGAACAGUGGAGGAAGAAAUAAGUCAUGUUUUGGUGUUCUGGAGAAGAAUUAGUACUGGGGUGCUUAUCCAAUAAGACACACUUUUCUGAAGUUCAUUUCUGUACUCACCAAGCCUGACCUACUUCUCUCUUUUGCAGCCUUAUUAACUUUGCAAGCGCCGCGAAGGCUUGAGCUUGAGGAACAAACAAGACGUCUUUUUUGUUGGCUUUGGUUUUAGUUUUCUUCUUUUGUGAUUUUGGUAUGAGGAUGGAAGUUAAGAAGGUCAUGUACAAUUGUGCAGUGGUCUGCUGUAUGUUUUAUCAAUCUAUAUCUUAUGGGAAAGGAGGAUUUAAUAUAUCAUCGUUAAAAAAAAAAAAAAAGGGACCUUGUCUUCUUGUUGCUCUGUGUUGCAUUGGAUUUUUCUGUCUGUGUCCCCCUCUUGAGGACCAUCGGAUGGGAUGGCGGGAUGGCACCGAGAAAGGCUGGUCAGGUACCCGAAAUGGAAUCUGUAAAUGUCGGACGUGAUUGGUUUUGUUCUUCGUUUUUUUCUAGAAAGAAAAUAAUACCCGAAU